Messenger RNA from Gilbertella persicaria, 441 nucleotides. RefSeq lists its product as uncharacterized. Bases 43 to 351 code for a protein of 102 amino acids. Lineage: Eukaryota; Fungi; Mucoromycota; Mucoromycetes; Mucorales; Choanephoraceae. The record is from RefSeq and is a predicted model, not a curated record. Gene Ontology annotation, biological process: proteasome assembly. The transcript has 3 exons.
GUUGAAUCUAAAUUCUUAACAAGUCAGGCAACUCAUUUGUUUAUGACUGAGCCUAUUCACUUUCAAGUGACUCAACUCGACAAAACGGUUAUAGUUUGGGCUGGUAAAACAGACGGAAAACUAGGUGACUUGUCUGUUGCUAUGCCUCCCUUUGGCUCUCAAACACAUGCACCAGCCACUUCAAUAUUCAGUAAAGAUGUCUCUGAACAAAGUCGCAACUUAUCCCGUAGAUUAGCAUCCAAAUACAAGCAACAAUUUUAUGUUAGUUUAGAUUUAUCAAGUUCGGACGACAUGUUGUUUGUAUUUGUAGAAAAGAAACUAACAGAAAUGCUCAAGAAACUUUUAGCUUAAAGCAUGUUUCUUCUUUAAUAUAUACAUUUGAUGUGUUGUGUACAAUUUGUAUGAUGCAAAUAAAAGAAAAAGAAAAAAAUAUAUUCUAGA